Molecule: messenger RNA, 605 nt
Organism: Ooceraea biroi (clonal raider ant)
Lineage: Eukaryota; Metazoa; Arthropoda; Insecta; Hymenoptera; Formicidae
Product: ATP-dependent DNA helicase PIF1-like
Biological process (GO): DNA repair; telomere maintenance
Molecular function (GO): DNA helicase activity
Source: RefSeq, a predicted model, not a curated record
UCGAUGAAAUGGUGACGCAAUUAAAUACUGAUCAAAAACGAAUCUUUGAUAGAAUUACUGCUGCUUUAUCUGAUACUAAUAAUAAUGAAGUUCUUCGAUUUUAUGUUAGCGGUGAAGGUGGUACUGGAAAGAGUUUUUUGAUCAAAACUAUUAGAUGUUGGAUUAAAAAAUAUAUUGUAGACAAAGACACAGCGGUAACUGCACCAACCGGUAUAGCAGCUUUUAAUAUUGAUGGACUUACUAUUCAUAGAUUAUUUCAAUUGCCAGUAGAACAUGGCCGUACUGCUAAAUAUAAACAACUUUCUGAUAUAGCUCUUAAAGUUAUACGGGACGAACUUAAGAAUGUUGUUUUAAUAAUUAUCGAUGAAGUUUCAAUGAUUUCAAAUAUCACUUUCAUGUACAUACAUCUUCGACUAACAGAGAUAUUUAAUACCAUGGAUUGUGAUAAUGGAUGGUUCGGCAAAAAACAUAUACUUCUUUUUGGAAAUUUAUUGCAACUUCCACCUGUACAUGAAGAUCCGCCUUUUAUUGAAUUAGCAAAAUUACAAAUUCAGAAGUAUGUUGGUGCAAUGGGCUCUGUAAAUUUAUGAUCUUUAUUCACUUAU